AUGGACGGACUGUUCACCCUGCUCAGUUUGAGCAUUGUCAUGGCGUUGGCCUCUUUUCUUGCCGGCAUCCUCCCUUUGUCACUGUCACUAUCCACAGCGCAGUUGCGUCUAAUAUCAACCAUCGGGAUGGGCGUCUUGGUCGGCACUUCUCUGGUUGUCAUCAUUCCAGAAGGGGUGGAAACUCUCUCAAGUGCUUCUGAGGUUGGCCACUCUCAUCGCAAUGUGAAGAGACACAUCUUGUCGCAUGAAGCAGACAUUCGCUGGGCCAGCCACCUUGCACCAGAUAAUCGGUAUAUGGUCGCCGCACGUUCGACUGAUGACGGGUCCAGCCCUUUCAACGUACCCGGGCCUGUCAUCCCCUCAGCCAUGGACCCCCCACCGCGAACUCCUACGAAGCCUGGGGUGGUUGGCAUAAUGGAGACGGAAGCGGAGGAUGGAGAUGAUAAGACAUUGGACCAGGGACCUGGGGCGAAAGAAGACCAUGAUGACUCUGAACAUGCAUGGAUUGGCGUGGCUUUGCUGGCGGGGUUCAUGCUUAUGUAUUUGAUUGACAAGGUACCGCAAUACACCCGACCGUCAAAGCCAAAAACAAGAACACAUCAUAUUGCCUUGAACAACCUCGGCCGCCGGUUCAACCUGACCACGUCUCUGGACCGGGAUGAUGAGGCAGACACUUUCUUAGACUCCCCAGAGGGGUCCCGAGUACGGAGUCGGAGCUUUGCAACUACCAUUGGCCUGGUCAUUCACGCAGCUGCGGAUGGAAUCGCACUAGGAGCCUCAUCUACGACCACGAAUUCUGGAUUGAGUUUUGUGAUUUUCUUUGCGAUCAUGAUUCACAAGGCCCCUGCGGCCUUUGGUCUGACCUCCGUCCUGCUCAAGCAAGGACUAUCUAAACGCACAGCUCGGUACUAUCUUGUCCUUUUCAGCCUCGCUGCACCUACAGGUGCUGUACUUACCUGGCUACUGGUCCAUAUGCUGGGUGGAGGCCGCAGUCACAGUGCCGAGAAUACGACCUGGUGGACUGGAAUGUUGUUGCUGUUCUCCGCCGGGACUUUUCUCUAUGUUGCCAUGCAUUCCAUGCAUGACACAUCAAACUCUCAUUAUGAGCCCGUCAACGGGCAGGCCAAUGGCUAUGUGGAUGGACGCGAUGCCCCAGCAAAUGAGCCAAAACCGUCUUGGAUCGAUCUUGGGGCAGCAUGCUUUGGAAUGAUUUUGCCCUUGUUCUUGCAGGUUGGACAUGCACAUUGA
Molecule: messenger RNA, 1248 nt
Organism: Capronia epimyces CBS 606.96
Lineage: Eukaryota; Fungi; Ascomycota; Eurotiomycetes; Chaetothyriales; Herpotrichiellaceae
Exons: 1
Coding region: 1-1248 (415 amino acids)
Biological process (GO): zinc ion transport; transmembrane transport
Cellular component (GO): membrane
Molecular function (GO): metal ion transmembrane transporter activity
Source: RefSeq, a predicted model, not a curated record